Molecule: messenger RNA, 1638 nt
Organism: Carassius carassius (crucian carp)
Lineage: Eukaryota; Metazoa; Chordata; Actinopteri; Cypriniformes; Cyprinidae
Exons: 6
Coding region: 84-1073 (329 amino acids)
Source: RefSeq, a predicted model, not a curated record
GAAUGAAUGAAUGAAAUCGAAAUUAAAUUCGUUUUUUUAUAUACAUAUCUUAAUUUUACCUUGUAAAAAAGGAAAGAAAAGAAAUGAUGCUCCGCUCUAUUUUGAUCUCAGGGUUCAUGUUUUUACUCGCACAUGGUGUUUUUAGUGUUGGCACUGAGGAACUGUCAGCAUUUGUGAUGGAGGGAGAUUCAGUCACUCUACACACUAAUGUUGAAACAAAACAACAAGAAGAUAUAAAAUGGUAUUUUGAUGAAACUAGAAUAGCUCAAAUCACCGGAGAUCACAGUUAUAACUGUACAGAUGUUCAGUGUAAUGAAGACACUGAGAGAUUCAGAGACAGACUGAAGCUGGAUCAUCAGACUGGAUCUCUGACCAUUAGAGACAUCAACACCACUGACUCUGGACUUUAUGAAUUAAAAAUCAUCAGCAUCAGAAGAAGCAGUGAAAAGACCUUCAGUGUUACUGUUUAUGGUGUUCCUGCUGCUGAACAAGAAGAAAUGAAGAUAAAGUCAGUGAAGGAGGGAGAAUCUGUUACUUUAGAUCCUGGUGUAAUGAAAACCCCAAAUUAUGUGAUGAUGUGGUAUUGUAAUGACAUUUGCAUCGCUGAAAUCAGUAAAGAACCCAGAAUGAUCUGUACAGAUGUUCAGUGUAAUAAUGGCACUGAGAGAUUCAGAAACAGACUGAAGCUGGAUCAUCAGACUGGAUCUCUGACCAUCACAAACACCACAAACACUGACUCUGGAGAUUAUACACUACAGAUCAUCAGCAGCAAAAUCACCAUCAUGAGGAACUUCAGUGUUAAUGUCACUGAUUCAGGUCUGUCUUCAGCUGCUGUAGCAGGAAUAUGUGUUGGUGUUGUUCUGUUGUUCGUGACUGCAGCUGCUGUUGGUGUGAUUUACUAUCGCAAGCGUCUUCAAGCAGGACAGAAUAACACCGCAGCACAACCCAGUGAUCAGAUGGGUAAUUUAAAUGACUCAUCCCCUAAUCCGUCUGAUCCUAUGUUGAUGGCCAAUGCUAAUGUGACGUCCCCUGAUGAGAUUGAGACUGAGGCUGCCAGUGAGAUAUCACUGUAACAUCACUUGUACCAGUCAAUUUUUACCUCAAACACCACUGCAGAACAGAAUGAAAUUGAUAUAUUCAUAUAGCAAUAAUUGAAAAUAUUUGUAACAUUAACUAAAAAAAACCUACUACGGGGCUGUUAAAUGCUUGAAUCUGAUUGGCUGAUGAACGCUCAGAGGUAUGCAAUUAUUUUCUGGGAAACGCACGGCUAACAUAGUUCCAGGCAGCUCUCUUGACCGCAUUACAUUUCCAUAUCACUUCGCAUAGUUAACGGUAAUAAUGUUCACACAGUUUGUACAAAAGGUGUUUAUCAGCGCUGCCCUGAUGAUUUGAUCAGUUAGCCUAUAUAGUGUAACAAAUAGUACUAACAACUAGUACUAGUAACUAGUAACUAUAGUAACAACUUUAAGGCUACACAUGACAUUUCUCACUAGCGAGGAGACAGCAUUGUUUAGAGACGCAAAGAGGGAAGGUAAAAACAAAAAAAAACUAUUUAGAUUAAACUGCUAAUUUAAGCAGGUAAAAAAAAAAUCCAGACCAAGUGAUCACUUACUGCUUUUUAUUAAACGAACACAUGUA